Prorocentrum cordatum is the source of this 2469-nucleotide messenger RNA. NCBI's taxonomy places the organism in Eukaryota, Dinophyceae, Prorocentrales, Prorocentraceae. The record is from the annotation of a GenBank genome assembly.
AUGCGGAGUCCUAGGGUCUUUUUGACAUGGACAGUCCACCAGAGGUCUUGUUCGGAUGUUGUUGCGAAGGUCGGGAUCUGGCUUUCGAUUGCGCUCUUAGUUGCGCUUUCGUUUCUUUGGCCAGAGUUUUUGAUGCGGUCUGAGGCACUUGCUGGGCAGUCUGCAGCAUUGCACCCCGAAGAUAUCAUUGAUAUCAUGACUGUGUCAGGCGGCGGGUUGACUGUAGCAUUCUCAAAGCGGACAGAUCACUCUCAGAUGCCUGGCUACGUGUCUGUGAAAGUUUCAGGGCCUGCUGGUACUGCAGCGUUGUAUCCUCGCCGCCAGUUGUUUGCGAUCGAGUUCGAUGACGGCGUUCGGUCGUCUUCUGAAGAUUGCACACCGGAUCGUACCAAUAUUCUUUUCCAUAAUACGACGUCCAUUGCGUUUCUUUUGAUUUGUGAGUUGCUUGGCGCGUCGUUGCAUGUUGAGUGGUCGUGCCACUUGCAGAGUGCCAGGGUUGCCCGUGUUUCUAUCCAAAUCUUUGCACCGAAUCUUUCGCGAACUGUUCGCGUCAUUGAUAUGCUGACCGUCGGACGUGAAGUUGUUGAAGACGAUAACGCGCAUAUCCCUGGCACUGUGCAGGGAUUGCCCAUUGUGUUUCGUCGGCAAUUGGUUUUCUUCGGCAUUGAGCAUCCCAUGUCGGUGGUGAUGCUGAACGCAAGCAUGGGGGUGGUGAGUAUGCCGCUGUAUGGGCAACAGUUUGGACAGGAGCCCAUGCGCGUCACCGCGGCUUUUGGGGCAUAUCGUUCGGCGCAGCUCCGCCGCGACUUCCAAGAGUACAUCGAAGAGUCACGCGCGGUGGCCUGGCGCCAGUGGCUGCACUUCAACAGCUGGUACACCCUGAAACGGCCUGACCCCUUCGAGAUAACCACGCUCAGAUCUGGGGAGGACAUGAACGUGACGAACGUCAUCCAGGUAGCCCGCGUGUACUCCGACCAGCUGGCCCGUAGCCCGCACCACCUUGGCUUUCGGGGCGUACUGCUCGACGACGGCUGGGACGACUGCAGGAGGCUGUGGAAAAUGCACGACGGGUUUCCUGAGAACCUGCAGCAGGUGACUCGUGGGCUCGAGGCCAUGGGCCUGGGCGGCCUCGGAGUCUGGCUCUCACCAUGGGGCGGGUAUGGGUUCCCAAGGGAGCUGCGGCUGGAGUACGGGUACAAAGAAGGCCUGGAGACGAACUCGCGUGGAUUCAGCCUUGCGGGCCCGAAGUACAGCGGGCGCUUCUUUGAUAUCUGUGCCAGCUUCAUCCGGGACCACGGAGUCAGUUUCUUCAAGUUCGAUGGCAUCGCAGGUGGCCAAGUCACAUCGGGCGCGCCCUCCGAGUUCGCUGCCGACGUCCUUGGCUUGCUUCGCCUCGUGCAAAGGCUGCGCAGCGUGCGUCCCGACCUGUUCAUCAGCCUGACUGUCGGAACAUGGCCCUCCCCUUACUUCUUGCACUUUGCGGACGCCGUGUGGCGGGGCGCGCACGACACGGCCAGGUGGGGUGCUGGCCGGGGCAAGCACCAGUGGAUCACGUACCGGGAUAUGAUUGUCCACGAGUUGGUCUCAUUGAGGUCUCCUUUGUACCCCCUGAGCUCCCUCAUGCUCCAUGGUGUCGUCAUGGGGGACUCGGACCCGUGGUGCCGCAACGUGUCGCUGGAGCCUGGCCUCCCAGCGCAUUUGGGGCUCUGGGACUUUAGUUGCGAGGUCUGGUCCUUCUUCGCGACCGGUGCCAACAUUCGAAGAAUCACAACCAGAGCUCUACCUUACGCCGCGGCUGAUGAGCGGGGGCAUGUGGGACGUCGUCCUCGCCGCGGCCUCCUGGGCCACCUCAGCCGCGGCCGCGCUGCGGGACUCGCACUGGGUCGGAGGGAGCCCGCGGCAGGGGCACGUCUACGGGUACGCGGGUUUCGACACGGGCACCAGCCAGGGUGCCGUGAUGCUGCGCAACCCACGGCCGUGCCGCAGAGUUUCGCGCUCUCGUCUGCCCAGCACCUCGAGGCGGGCCACGCAGCGAGCGGCAGGGGCGCAGCGGCGGCGGCGGCCGCGCCGCUGCGUUGCGAAGGGCGCCUCGUGUGGGGCGCGCCGAACCCGGAGUUCACAGGAGGGCGCCGCCCCGGGCUCUGCGGCCCGAGGAGGCGGCCGCGGCGGGGGGUUACUGGCACGUGGCGCUCGCCCCGCUGCAGGUGGCCGUGUACGAGGUCUCCUGUGACCCGCCGCCCAGCGUGGGCUGAUGCCUGUCCGUGGGCAGGACUGCCCUCUUGGGAAGGAAAGCGCACCUCCACCCCCACCUGCCCCCCCUCCCAUUCGGCAUCCUGCCCGAAUCGCGCAAGGCAAGGUUCCCAGCUAUGCAGGGCCACCCAAGACGGUCCUAACUGCUGGCUGGGAGCGCGAGCGAGAGGUGGCUACAGCACAGGCGUCGGGCAGCCGUGGCUCACAUUCAUCGGCUGA